UGAUGAAUGACAUUGAUCAAUGUCAGAAUGGACAAACAUGUUUUCUUCUUUUUCACUUUUGUAAGAAAAAUGCAAAUUUCUAGCCAUGUACAGACAAUGCUAUCGUCUGUGGGCGUGGCGAAUCCCAGAACAUAAUAACUUGAAAAACACCAUCUUGAUGAAGCAUGGGCUGACAACAAAUGCAAGAUGUGUCUCCACAGACUCAAACUUAAAAACAUCAGAGGAAGAUGAGGAGAUGAAGUUUUCUCACCAGGAGACAAGAAUUAGAUAUGCAUCUUCUGCCAAUGGCAAAGACAAAUUUCCACAAGGAAAAUUCCGACCUGUGCCCCUAACACUAUUCAUAAAAAAAUCACAGACACUUGUGAUGUUAGACGAAAUUAGCAACAGAUUUACUGUGUCUUUUCCAAAGUCAGAAGACACAUUGACUGUUGAUGUAAAUCCUAAAGACUUUGCAAAGCUCAAAGAUAUGUUGGAAAAAGACAGGAGAGAUCGAAGUCCAGCCCAUAAUCCAGAAUCUAUUACAGAGUGUAUAUGGCAAGAAAUGAGAACAGACUACAAUAAACUGAUUCAGUACUACUUCAGGCUAUCAAAGAUCAGGUUAACAGGUCUAGUUGUGCUGACGGCUAUGGCAGGUUAUGCUAUGGCUCCCGCAGUAUUUGAUCCCGUUGGUUUUACAAUGGUGACCCUAGGUACGGGGCUGACAUCUGCCUCAGCAAAUGCCAUUAAUCAGUUUUUUGAAGUGCCAUUUGAUUCCCAGAUGAACAGGACCAAAAAUAGAGUGCUUGUUAGAGGAUAUCUAAGCCCUUUGCAUGCUGUGACAUUUGCUGCCGUGUCUGGCAGUGUUGGACUAGUGAUUCUGGCCCUGGGAGCUAAUCCCCUCACAGCUGCUCUAGGGGCAUUCAACCUUGGUCUCUACACUCUGGUGUAUACUCCCAUGAAGAGACUCAGUAUUGUCAACACCUGGGUGGGCUCUGUGGUGGGAGCUGUUCCUCCUCUGAUGGGAUGGGCAGCCUGCACGGGCACACUGGACCCAGGUGCAUGGGUCAUGGCAGCUAUUAUGUUUUGCUGGCAGUUUCCCCAUUUUAAUGCUCUAAGUUGGAAUCUGAGACCAGAUUACUCCAGGGCAGGGUACAGAAUGAUGUCAGUGGUGGAUCCUAAUCUUUGUAAACGUGUUGCUCUGCGUCACACAGCAGGAAUAACGGGACUAUGUUUCCUGGCCCCAGUGGUGGAUCUAACCACCCCUCUGUUUCCUGUCAUGUCUCUACCUCUCAAUCUGUACUUUACAUAUCUCGGAUGGAAGUUCUACCAGCAAGGAGACAGCAAUUCGUCUCGGAAACUUUUUCGUUUUAGUUUAAUACACAUACCUUUACUUAUUGUGCUUAUGAUUGUGAACAAACCAAGUAAGAAACAGGCUGCAAAAGACACUCAAGAACAUUCUGUGGCAGUUAUUCCUACAUGAUUGUACAGUUUGUACUAGAUAGGUUUGUAUUUUGUGAAUUAUUUGUGUAUGGCAGUUGUAAAACAUUGCUGAAGACAAUUAAAACUGUGAUAACUCAUAAUUGACUGAAGUACGGCUCAUUCCAAGAAUAUCAAGACAGUGUAUGUAAGAGAUGAAUAUAUUAAUGAUGAUGUUA
This is a messenger RNA of Saccostrea cuccullata (small rock oyster), 1634 nucleotides long. RefSeq names its product protoheme IX farnesyltransferase, mitochondrial-like. Gene Ontology annotation, biological process: heme A biosynthetic process. Bases 86 to 1459 code for a protein of 457 amino acids. Gene Ontology annotation, molecular function: protoheme IX farnesyltransferase activity. Lineage: Eukaryota; Metazoa; Mollusca; Bivalvia; Ostreida; Ostreidae. The transcript is spliced from 6 exons. The record is from RefSeq and is a predicted model, not a curated record. Gene Ontology annotation, cellular component: mitochondrion; membrane.